AAAUAAGUGUGCAUUCCAUUGCAAGUCCAUUUUUGCAGGCGACUUGCAAAUGAAGGAAUGAUUAUUUCAGUUUUCUUGAGAUUUUCUGCAUUUGCAAUAUUUCUUAAUCUGUUGGGUCCUUUUUCGAAAACAUGUAUUUGCAUCAGCUUUUCUCACUUCAAUGUCAUCCUCCUCACUUCUGCUUCAGCGGAAGAGGAGAUGACAGUAUAUAAAUCUCUUUUAGGACUGAGAGUCUGUGACAGGAUGGACGUCAUUGCACUCAGGUUCAAGAAUCAGGUUCAGGUUUCCCUUUAUGGUGCAGGAUAACAUUCAAUGGCAUUUCUUGUCAAACAACAUUUCUAAAAGUUUUAUCCCUUCCUUUUACUAUUGCUUCUAGAACACAAAAUAAUCCUACUUUCAGAAUGCUGAAUUAUAAAUAAAUGGCACAAGUCAUUUCAAGAGCCUUAAUAAAAUUAAUGCCUGUAGAGUGGUUCAUUCUUCAAAAAAAUGUUCUUUUGUGUUCAGCAGAAGAAAGAAAUUCAUACAGGUUUGGAAUAACUUGACGGUGAGUAAAUUAUGACAGAUUUUAAUUUUUGUGUGAACUAUCCCUUUAAAACCUGUUUCCAUACACAUCAGAUGUCACUAGAUGGACAGUGGCUCACUAUGGCAACAGUACACAGUAGAGACAGGAAUCAUUGUUCAGCAGGUCAUUACUAGAGACCGUACAAAACUGUGUUUUGGGAAACAAGAACGAUAAUUCUGUCAGACUUGAUAAUGUCAUCAAGUCCUCAGGUAUCUCACAGCCAAAGUGUCCUUCCCUUGUUCGUGGGUAAAGGCAGAAAUAUCACCUUCGUUCUGGACUCCUCUGUGGGAAUAAAUGGCUUUUUGGGACCAGUGAAGAAUCUCAUCAUACAAACCUUGAUUACUAAAGCUUCACUAAGAGACAAGCUCUUCAACAUUAUCAGCUUUUCAUACAAGUCAACACCGUGGUCUUCUCACAUGAUGCCCUGCACCCCUGAUGUAGUCUAUGAAGCACUGAGCUGGAUCCACACAUUACAGACAAGUCCUGGCAGAGACCUCCACUCAGCACUGGCCUUAGCUUUCUCUGACCCUGUCUGUCAUUCUGUCCACUUGGUGACCACCGGUCUCCCAGACAACCCAUCACAAUGUCUAGCUUCAUUAUCAACCCUGGUGACGCGCCCCGUGAAUACAUUUUACAUCUCUGACAAGACUCCCAUGAACACGGACAUAUCAGACUUCUUGCAGUGCAUCACCUCCACCACUAGAGGAAGCUGUUACGUCAUGACGCUCAACUCAGCUGGCAACGUGGACCAGGUCAGUUUGCUGUAUUCAACGGAUGACUUGAUUCAAAAGCCAUCAUACUCUGAGGACCCGUGCAAUUCAGUGGACUUCAAUCAGGUCCCAAUCUACAACUUCACAAGUGUCUGUUCCUUACCAUACUGGUGUUCCCCUAUGAAUCCUUUUAGUACAGUUUCAUGUGUAUCUGCAAGGGUAAUGCGAGGUGCUGAGCUUUUUCCUGGCUGUCGUGUGUUAGCCAGAAGAGAGAUAGAUGGGUUUUACUACAUGGGGACAAUCAUACAUCAGGGCAGAGGAAAUCUUUACACGGUGGAGUUUGAUAAGUUUGGACCUAAAGGAAAUACAUUCAUGGACACAUUAAAUACAAUUCAACCAAUUUGCCAGCCUGAUAUGGUCAGUCUAGCCAGUGCACAUAGGCACAGUAUUGUACCAGGAGACACUGUUCUGGCACCGUGGGAGCCAGACAUGAGACGAUAUGGGCCUGGAAGAGUCAUCUCUGGUAUGGAGCCAAGAGAUCCACUUAAAAGUGACGAAGGUCUUUUGGGACUCCAGGUUCUCUUCUGGAAUGGGAUGACAAUUCAUGUUCCCAAACAGCUGUCAGUAUGGAUUCCAGCCUCUCAUCAUGAGCAAAUUAUCAAAGACCUCCAUCAUUAUUCAUCUCGGCCAUGUUGCUACAGGGUUUCCCACUGCGGCACCAUGAAUUGUUUUGAUUUGCCAUGUCACCAAUGCAACCACCACAGUCUGCCCUCCAUCCCUCCAUGCCACUGUCCAGUCAAGAGAUGCUGGCCAGUGUUCAUGCCAUCUCCACUACUGAAUAACCAAAGGAGAGAUGAGCUGAAGAGCAAAUUAGAUCUCCAACUGAAAGAACUACAGAGCUCUCAACAGACACAAGUGCCUUCGUGUUCUUCAUCAUCAGCCUCUGACUCAGAUGAGAAUGAGGAGGAUAAUGCAGCUGAGAAACACAGGCCUUCAAGGUCAGAACUUGUGAACCGAUCAAUAAACACAGACAUUUCCUGCCUGAGAAAGCCAUACGCUCAACCUGAGACCAGACUGGCCUGGAGAUACUGGAAAAGGGGAUCUUCAGAACCACAGCACAAGAAACCAGGAAGAGCAGUCCCGUCUCCAAAUGUCAGCCAUUCUUGGCCUAGGGACACUGGGAAUUCUGGGAGCUCUACAGAUAACACUAUGAUGACCAAUCACAGCUCUUUAUUUAAGCUGGUUCCUGAUUCACCAAAAAGAAGAGUUAAUAUGAGGGAAAUAUUUGGAUCAGCACAAGGCCAACUAAACUGAUAGUUCCACAGCCAAAGUGUUCUGAGUAUCGCCAAUGUGGACAGUUUUCGUCUGUGACUUUGUGUCCUGCAUUGCUGCUGUGAUGGAAUAGGUGCCUGGAGACACUUCAAUGAAGAAAUCCUCUGGUUCUGAUGACCCCUUCAAACAAAUAUGUAGAUGAACCAAAAGAGUGGAUUUGCAGAAUAAACUUUGUAAAUAUGGCCUGGUUAAAUAUAGUUCCUCUAUGCUCAAAACCAACAUGAUUUACUAUGCUUAUACGUUAAGUUCAUACAAAAUAUGACAUUUCACACUGUGACCCCAAUUUAUCGUCAGCUUUUAAAACUGGGUAAUGGAACAUUUCCCACUUGUACUGUGGAAGCAGAGUUAGAACUGCUUUUUACCCAGGUUAUGAAACUCUUCACUGGAGCACUGUUGCACCAUUAACCAAACAUGUCCAGUGUGAAGCAAUGUGGUGUUAGAAUGUUACAACUAGAUAAUUAGCAACAGACACCUGAUCACCCGGCUCAUAUUCAUGUGCUUUGGACAGUCACUGAAAAACUUGAUAGCAAUUGCAACAGCCUAUGUAUGGUUUUAUGUAAACAGACUGCAUGCGUCCAAGCAAUGACACAGACUCUUCAAAUAUGCAAAGAACAUCAACACCUGGUUUAGAAAUGUACAGUUUGAAAUGUCAGCAUACGAAUACCCAGGAUUAAUUUUUAACCCCAAAUAAA
Carassius auratus (goldfish) is the source of this 3296-nucleotide messenger RNA. RefSeq lists its product as uncharacterized. The transcript has 9 exons. Bases 754 to 2586 code for a protein of 610 amino acids. Lineage: Eukaryota; Metazoa; Chordata; Actinopteri; Cypriniformes; Cyprinidae. The record is from RefSeq and is a predicted model, not a curated record.